AUGAAGCCCAUCGUCCAGCGGAGGCGCUCAACGUCUUCUGCCAUCAGCAAAGCCCUGAGCAAAUCCAAGUAUCACUCAAGCAGGGAGACUUUUCCUCCCGCAUCUCCUCCAGACAAUGGGUUUUUUCCAUCCGGGGCUUUCGGGAAGCCCAACGCCGCCUUCAUCAUGGACGAGCACGUCCAGCUCACCCUGGGGUUCCAGACGCAGGACAGGCAUUUUUUCCUCUUCAGCAACCUGCUGGUUGUUGCGAAGUCCAAGUCUUCUUCCAGUUUGAAGCUGAAGAAGCAAGUGCCUCUGAGCGAGGUGUGGACGGGUUCCUCUCUCAGCGAGGUGUCCGAGAAGAAGCUGAACCCCGAGACGUCUUUUGUCAUCGGCUGGCCCACCACCAACUACGUGGUCACUUUCAGCUCUCCGGAAGUGAAGGAAAGAUGGCUCUCGACCCUUCUGUGGCACAUCAGCGAGAUGAAGGAGAGGGAGUUUCCCAGGAGCCUCUCCAUGCAGAUUACGUUGGUGGAUGGCGAAAACAACCCCUCGAACACUGUGGCCAGUGUCUCCAAUGUGGAAACCGCAGACGGGGUCAUCAAGAUGGCGACACAGCAGCUGGGGCUUCCUGGCAGACCAAGUGACUAUCACCUGUGGGUCAUAUCAGGAAGAGACCAACCCGCCUACCCUCUUAUUGGUCACGAGCAUCCUUUCAGCAUAAUUCUCAGCUGCCUACAAGACUCCGUGGACCAACUCCGGGGAGCGAACAAUAACGCCCUGCUGGCCGAUGAGUAUGAAACUUUCCCUCUGGAGCAGCUCCCCAGGGACAGGCAGUGCCAGUUCAUCUUGAAACCCAGGCCCCCUGCUCCGGUGGCCCUGCGGAGAGACGCUUUACAGAAACACACCAGGAGGAAGAAAUCUCUGAUUGACUGGGCUCUUCGCCGGAGCACCAGCACCCCAACGGGGAGCCCGGCCUCUCAGUCCCCCACCAACACACGGAAACUGUUCGGCCUCUCCCUGACCUCGGUUUGUCCUGAUGGAAGUCUUCCCAAACCCAUUAUGGACAUCCUUCAGCUCCUCUACCACGAGGGUCCCUCCACGAGGGGCAUCUUCAGGCGCUCGGCCAACGCCAAGACUUGCAAGGAACUGAAAGAGAAGCUCAACGCUGGAGAUGAUGUCCAGGUGGACGGUGAAUCUGCCUUCGUGGCGGCCGCAGUCAUAACGGAUUUUCUGCGAAAUAUACCUGAUAGUGUUCUAUCCUCAGACAUGCACGGGCUGUGGAUGGAAGCCAUGGAUAAGGAGAAUCGAGCGCAUAAGGUUGACGCUAUCAAAAGGUUAGUGAGCCAGCUGCCGGAAGCCAACCGCCUGUUACUCAAGCAUCUCUUUGGAGUCCUGCAUCACAUUCAGCAGAACGCCAUCGAGAACCAGAUGAACGCCUUCAACCUGGCUCUCUGCAUCGCGCCCAACAUGCUGUGGCUUCCCAGUCCGACAGGGCCAGAGGAGGAAAGCAAGUCUACAAAGAAGGUGGCUAUGCUGGUGCAAUUCCUGAUUGAAAAUUCAACGGAAGUUUUUGGAGGAGACAUUGCUUCCCUGUUCCAAAGGCCGGAGAAGAAGAAGAAGUCCAAAAGUGUGGAUGAUUUGCUGGUCCAAUGCAACGAUUCCUCGGAUGACAUGGAGUAUGCCACCCCUUACCAGGAGAGAACCAAGCAGCAUUAUGGGCUUGAUGCCGAGGAUGUCCUCUUCGGCCCCUCAGCAGAGCUGCUCCUCAACAAGGACCAAGAAGACUGGGACCUCUUCAGCGAGAUCACCGCUUGCUACCAAAGCAAAAUGAAGAAGGAGAGCGCAAGCGCCGACAGCUACGACCUCCUGGAGGAAGAGGUGGGCUCCUUCUGUUCCGCCGGCUCCCUCUGCUCCUUGAGCCCGGCCAGGAACCGAUGCUCUUCCGAGCCCAGCGUCUGCCUGAGCUCCCAGCUUCUUCCUCCAGAGCACGAGCCGGUGGCCCGGCAGUCCAGCUGUGACGCCACCAUCAUGAGCAGUCACGGCAAUUACAUCCGCCGACUGAAGGAGCUGCAGCUGGAGAGCCAGAAGCUGCUUGAUGAAGGCUUGAGCCCCAGCCUGAGCAGAGCCAGGAAGAGCUUCUGGAGGUCUCCUCCGAGCAGCAACGUGGCCAAGAAGCCGGACCCGCACAAGGCGAGCUUGUCCAACAGGUCCAGUUUCUCCAGCCUCUCUUCCACCACCACCUCCCCGUCGGCGUCCUCCCUCAGCUCCUUGGAUAGCGCUUUCUCCUACUGCUCGGAGUCCUCUGCCUUCAGCCCCACGGACGUCCCAAGCCUGCCCUUCAUGUUUGGCACUUCGGCUCGGCUCCAAGCCUUCUCUCCCAAGGUGGCCAAGAAGUCCCUCAAAGAAUGGCAUAAGCCCAUGGUCUCCCCUUUGCCACUUAACCCUUGCCACGUGGACUUCUGUGUCGGGGAGCAGGUGGGAGGCCAAGAGAGCAGCAGCCAAGGGGAGGGGAGGGUCUUCAUGCCCGUUGGCGCCACCGGUAGCCCAGCUGAGGAAGUCAACUGGGACGAAGACAAGAAAGAGCCGUGGCAGACCGAAACCCUCUCCCAUCCUCUUGGCAUCUCCAGUUCCGUCCAGCCGGGCGCCAUGGGUCGCAGCCCUGUUGGCCGGCGCUCGCCUCUGGUGAGCCGGCAAGACCACAGGGAGAAAUCGGUGAAGCACAUAGAGAUAAAAAGCCCCGAAGCUGCCCCUCGCGGCCAAGAGAGCUUGAAGCGCACCAAGAUAACCGUCUACAUGGCUCCCAAAGAGAGAAGAAGUCCAUGUGAGUCCCCAGUGGGGCAAAACGGGCAGGAUGCGGCCACAACAGACCAGGGCUCAGUCUCCGGGAGCAUCUGCCGAGGACUUCCCAAGAGCCCCCAGACAUUGAGGGCUCAUAUUCCGCAGACAGUCUUUUAUGGGCAAAACGCUCCCUUGGUCCUUCAGUCCACCGCGCGAAGGUACCACCACGAAUCGCUGAGCCGGACAUCGGAGGUGGUGAUGACCCACGGUCCUUUCCUGGCGCAGGAGCCGGAGCGUGUCUCUCGACAGCCGGGGCUCCACCUCGAGAGCCAGGGGAGCGGAAGUACGUUUAGCCACACCUUCCACAUCUUCCUCCCAGCCUCCGUGCGCAACACCAUCCACGGAUACUUCAGCCAGGAGGCUUCCAAGGAGUACUGCGUGGCCGGGGUGGAAACAGUGGAGAAGGAGCUUCUCCGGAACAGGGUGGAGUGGCUUAGGAGCCAGUCCUGCCCUUCGGGAACCCCGGCGGAGGAGCCUCAGAGCCUCCUGGUUGCAGAAGAGACUUUUGUCUAGGGAAAGCCACACUGCCGCCUCAUUGGGGAGCGGGGGGGGCAGGAUGGGUUGUAUCUGUAAGACCUGUUGUGUAAAAUACAAGAUGUUGAGAGUUUAACGGGCUGCCUGAGUCGGCACACGUGCAAAAUAGCUUCCACUACGUCACCCAUAGCACCCUCCCUUGAAUAAUCUUCUCCCCGACCCAAAACAAAGAACAGGAAAAGCUGCUUCUUUGCUCAACGGUGCUCCUUGUUGACGGAUUACCUUGAGUUGAAGGCGACGCGAAGUUUUCCAGUUCGGCAUCACAGAAAGAAGAAUCGGUAGGAACCUGGGGAGGGGGGGUGAGAGGGGGUCUUGUUCAGAUGAAAAGCUUUGGUUCCAUUCCUUUUGAAAGUAACAAUGAACCCAAGGACCUGGAGGGUCACCUCAUAAGCUCACCUUUUGAAAGGCAUUCUCUCUUUGCCCCCUCCCACAAAGGCACAUGGAUUAAAAAUGCCACAAAAAACUUCACCAAUGUUUCGCUUCGCCACAGGGAUGCUAAGAGAAAUGUAAACAUGGCCAUGCCAUUUAACUCCAGUUUUCCCUUUCCUUCCUGUGUUUCUCUCUCUCUCUCUUUUGCUGAUGCAGGUGUUUGCUUUUAUUUGUACCUAAUUUUUUUUGGUCUUGAUUGCUCCUUGGUUGUAAAAAAAAACCUCCCACAAGCCAUGUUAUAGAGAAAAUCCUGGGGAGCAAAAACAGGAAUAAUCCCUCAUAUUUGUGGGAAGUAGACUCUCCAAGUUUUCCACAGGAAAUUCCUUAAGUGUAGGUCUCUUGUUUCAUGGUUAAGCUAGGGUAGUGAAAGGAACCCCAUCUUUCCCACCCUAUGAAACAAAUGUCACAUUUCAGGAUCGAUCUUGAAUAAUCCCAUGUCUGCAAUGCCUGGCUUUCUUCAUAGGAGACACUUUGCCCACCUAUUUAUUUACUGGGCCUUAAAGGGGAAAACGCAAAAUGAAGGUGGGAUUUUCAUGCUUCCAAGCUGUCCUUUGUUUGGCUGAGGUUUCAGUUUAAUUCUUUACCAUUUUCGGAAGAACUGGAGAGUUUUGGUCUUGUGUGGUAUCU
Molecule: messenger RNA, 4410 nt
Organism: Pogona vitticeps (central bearded dragon)
Lineage: Eukaryota; Metazoa; Chordata; Lepidosauria; Squamata; Agamidae
Source: RefSeq, a predicted model, not a curated record